UUUCCAUCCAGAGAACAACCCAUCUUUAGCACCAAAGCCCAUGUCUUCCAGAUUGAUCCAAACACAAAGAAGAACUGGGUUCCUACCAGCAAACAUGCAGUUACUGUGUCCUAUUUUUAUGAUAGCACAAGGAAUGUCUACAGGAUAAUUAGUCUGGAUGGGUCGAAGGCAAUAAUUAAUAGCACCAUCAGUCCCAACAUGACAUUCACUAAAACAUCCCAGAAGUUUGGCCAAUGGGCAGACAGCAGGGCAAAUACAGUGUAUGGCCUGGGCUUCUCCUCUGAGCAUCAUCUCACAAAAUUUGCAGAAAAAUUUCAGGAAUUUAAAGAAGCUGCUCGAUUAGCAAAGGAGAAAUCCCAAGAAAAAAUGGAACUGACUAGUACGCCUUCACAGGAGUCCGCUGGAGGGGAUAUCCAGUCUCCUUUAACGCCGGAAAGCAUCAAUGGGACAGAUGAUGAAAGAGCAACCCCAGAAGUGACGCAAAAUUCUGAACCAAGGGCUGAACCUACGCAGAAUGCAUUGCCAUUUACACAUAGGUACCCAUUCAGUUCACAAAUCCUGAUUAACUGA
This is a messenger RNA of Staurois parvus, 570 nucleotides long. NCBI's taxonomy places the organism in Eukaryota, Metazoa, Chordata, Amphibia, Anura, Ranidae. The record is from the annotation of a GenBank genome assembly.